Messenger RNA from Paramormyrops kingsleyae, 867 nucleotides. It is a transcript of the gene lamtor4, whose product is annotated as late endosomal/lysosomal adaptor, MAPK and MTOR activator 4. Lineage: Eukaryota; Metazoa; Chordata; Actinopteri; Osteoglossiformes; Mormyridae. Gene Ontology annotation, biological process: cellular response to amino acid stimulus; positive regulation of TOR signaling. The record is from RefSeq and is a predicted model, not a curated record. Gene Ontology annotation, molecular function: guanyl-nucleotide exchange factor activity. Gene Ontology annotation, cellular component: lysosome; Ragulator complex.
GUUGUCCAAUCAGAGAGCAGCUGUUCGAUGACGUAUCCGGCGUCAUGUGACAUUAAGAGUAAAAUUUCCGUGAGGAACAGAACGAUCGUGUAUUGCUGGUUUUCAAACUAAUUCAACAUGACCACCGCUCUGACCCAGGGCCUGGAAAGAAUUCCAGACCAGAUCGGGUAUUUGGUCAUAAGUGAGGACGGGGUCCUGGCGUCCGCGGGCGAGCUGGAGAACGACGAGCACACGGCCGCCAUCAUCAUGCAGAUGGUGCAGACAGCUUACAAAUUUCGCCUGCAGGGCGCAACGGAUCCGCCUUUCAAGCGCAUGUCAGUGAUGUUCGAGGACCACGUGUAUGCAGUCACAGUGUCUGGACAGAAGGUAUUCGUUGUCAAGCGGCAGAACAAUCAUCCAGAGCCUGUCAUCGCAUAACAAGAGCAGCUGUCGCUGAAGGAACUCAAGGAUCCUGUCAGUAUCAGAGAGUCCCAUGCAGAAGAACUUCUGUCAGUGAUCCUAUAGAGAGCAAGGAGCUCAACUUCACCCUCAGCCUGGUCUUUGCUUCCUGUUUUUUAUGCAGUCUGCAUCUGCACUGCCAGUGUGCAGUGGCCCUGCUCACUUGCAGUUUGCUUGCAGUGAUGGUGUCUCAUGGGAGAUGAAAUGCUUCAAUGGAAUAUAUUUGUUGGACUAUGAAAACUUUACUAACCUACAUAUGGAAAAGGAAUGAGUGACGCCGACUCUAGAGGACAAUUUGCCUUCCUCAUUUCUGGCCCUGUAAGUUAUGGGCUGGAUUAUUUGUCUUGUAAAUUUAAACUUGGUUUAUUAUGUUGUGAUUAAAAUUACUUGUUGCUGAUCUUUAAUAAACUGGCCAUUUUGUUCUUUUUU